AUGCCCCAGGAAGGAAACUCUCUAGUGUGUGACACAUUGGCAGCUAGUGUUGCUGCCGUUGGUGCUGUCACCUUCACCAACCCUAUCGAGGUGGUCAAGACCAGAAUGGCGCUUCAAGGAGAGCUCGUGAAAUCCAAGAACCUUAAAGCGAAGAGCUACACCAACCCUGUUCAGGCAUUGAUAUCUAUUGGAAAGAACGAAGGGUUGAAGGGAGUCCAAAAGGGUUUGGUAGUGGCGUACCCUUACCAAAUAUUGCUUAACUGUUGUCGUUUAGGAUAUUACGAACCUACCCGUCAGUUCCUCAAUAAUUUUUUCCACCCCAAUGAAGACCCCCGGAUAUAUCAGAACAUGUACAUCAACGUUUUCACUGGAUCAAUGACAGGUGCACUUGGGGCAGCUGUAUCAUCCCCAUUGUAUCUAGUGAAGACCAGAAUGCAAUCAUAUGCUUCUCACAGUUCCAAAACUGCCGUUGGCCAGCAAACACACUACACAAACUUCGUCCAAGGAUUGCAGCAAAUCUAUAAAACAGAAGGGGGUAUUAAUGGUCUUUUUAGAGGUUGUGAUACUGCUAUGAUCAGAACAGCUGCCGGUUCAGCUAUUCAGCUACCAUUGUAUAAUUAUUGCAAAGGUAUUAUAAAAACAAAUUUUGGGUACAGUGAUGACGACACAAGAUUGCACUUGAUUAGUUCUACGAUAACAGGUUUUGGUGUGGGUUUUGCAAUCAAUCCUUUUGAUGUUAUUUUGACCAGAGUUUACAACCAAAGAGGUAACUUAUAUAGUGGUCCAGUUGAUUGUUUAAUGAAAACCGUAAAGACUGAAGGCCCAAGAGCCUUGUUCAAAGGGCUUGGUGCUUCAUUGAUGAGAUUUGCUCCGCACUCUAUUCUUACAUUGACCUUUAUGGAAAUGGCAUCCAUAUGGAUUUAUGGCGCUCGGGAUACUUAUUUCCGGUGA
Saccharomycopsis crataegensis is the source of this 951-nucleotide messenger RNA. RefSeq names its product Oac1p (gene OAC1). The transcript has a single exon. The record is from RefSeq and is a predicted model, not a curated record. Bases 1 to 951 code for a protein of 316 amino acids. NCBI's taxonomy places the organism in Eukaryota, Fungi, Ascomycota, Saccharomycetes, Ascoideales, Saccharomycopsidaceae.